This is a messenger RNA of Parascedosporium putredinis, 2823 nucleotides long. Lineage: Eukaryota; Fungi; Ascomycota; Sordariomycetes; Microascales; Microascaceae. The record is from the annotation of a GenBank genome assembly.
AUGGCCUUGGCGGAAGCGUCAAUUGAGAAUCCCAGCGGCGCGGCGGGUGUCCGAUGGAAGAGCGUUUCUAUAGGGCAGAGGGCGCAACCUCUCCCCGAUAAGGCGCCUCCCGGCUCCGGGGUCUUCUUGGCAGUCCCGCGGGCGGUCCCUUGGAUCUGGUCUAGGGAGAUCCACAGAGGCUCGAUAAAUUCAAUUAUUGUCCGCGUCGCCCGCCUCGAAAAUUACGAUGCCGACGAAGCUGCUGCGCAGUCUUCUCCUGCUGGCGGCCGCCGCAUCUCCGAUCAUCGGCGCAUCCACCAUCCCGACGCAGCGAGAGCCUGUCGAACCCAACGCCGCCAACGCGAGGGAAAAUGCCUUUACAUCUUCAACUCCGUGCAUUCGGCCAUGCGGCAAUGGGGGUCGUCCCUCCGCCACAAUGGCCUGGGUUUGAUCCCCGCCACCGUUCCUGAGGAUACGCUUUUGUACCACGGCACGCCGCGAAACAGCACGCCCGAAACGUUUGAGUGGCUCGCCUUUGAGAUUGAGCACGCUGAAAAUUUUGCCGGCACCCUCGACACCCAGGACCUGCUGCUGCGCGACCUGACGGAAGCGCCCGGUUUCGGCGAGUGGGAACGAGCCGCCGACAUGUGCAAGCUCGGGGCAGACAUGCUCCGCCGCCCGCAUUCGGAGGCCCCCGAGUCCAAGGGUCUGAUGGAUGCGUUCGAGUGGCUCCGCGCCACGGCUGAGCGGUACGAUGGCAUCGGCGCGGGGCGGGCGCACCUGGAUUUCUCUGGCAUGGUGAGCGCUUUGUGGUAUCCCGUCAACACGACGAACCCGGCGGGAGGGCAGCCGCGGCUAUCUGAGACGACGCGCGAAGAGCGAGCGGCGAUGCGACGGCGCGUCGCCGAGAUUGUUGUUUCCAGGGCAGGUGGGGGCGUGGACUGGCAGGGUGUCGUUGACUUGAUUAUCGCGCGGCACGAGCGGAGGAUCGGGUACCUCGCCGACCCGGAUGCGGACGCCAAGGACUUUGCCAGCCAGGUCUUUGUCCUGACCAACGCCUUUAUUGAUUACCCGUCCUUGCCGUCCGACAUCGUCGACAAGACCGCCGGCGACGAGACGGUCAUUGCGGAUGCUCGCAGGCGUUGCGCCGCGCACUACCUGGCUUUACCUCGGGCGUCUAGGGUGUCUUGGACAAAGGAGGAUGAGAUGCUCGAUGCGGCGGUGGAGGCCGUGACGGCGCGCAUCUGUGACGACUUUUUCUCCGUGAGGAGCUUUCUCCUCGCCAACCACGACGCCGUGUCCUCUCCCGGCGCCGUCGGCUCCGGUGAGCUGUCGCGCGAGGAUAGCCUCGAGCGGGCGAGGAGCAUCAUGCGCACGCUGAAGCGGGAUCUGGACUGGACGGCGUGGAAGAAGUGCGGGGCGUGCAAUGUUAAUGAGGUGUGCUUUGUUGCUAUCUGGCCGUUUGGCUUGGUCGAGGAUCAUUAUGCGCCGAGCUCCACCAAGAAUCAUCUCUCGCGCCGCAACAUGUCUCUGCAUGUCGAGUGCAUUCAGAUAUCCGCGAAUAGGCAAACCGUCUACGUGCGGACUCGCCACACCAUCAACGGCAUCCCGUCCAAUUUUCGAGCCCGACGCGAUCCCACCGCUCCUGCUUCCUUUGGCUCGCGCCUGGUGAAUUUCUGCACCGAGACCGCGACCACUUCUCCGACCCAUAGCUUUCGCACCAUCAAUGACCUGGCAGAGGCUCUGGUGCUGGUCAUUUCGAGUCUCUGGGACGAGUGGGCCAUCUCCGUGGAGAGACGUCCGGACAUGGUGAUCGAGUUUUGGCAUGAAGAGCCAACGUUGGUGAUGGGCAUGGUUGACGGCGACGAGGCUGAGGAAGGUGUAUUCACCGAGGAACCCGUGGACGCGCUCGUGGUCUACGAGACGGUUGAAUGGGGACGCUACUUCAAGUGCGUCGACUUCAUCGACUACAUGGUCUUGCACCCACGCAAGUUCCACCGCGAUAGAGAGGGCAUCUACCACGAGCUGCGCGUCCUCGCCAACAUGCCCGCGCACCCCAACAUCGUCGAGCCGCCCCGGACGCUCACGUACGUCAUGGACACGACCGGCGGGAACUAUUCUAUCCGGAUCAGCGGCGCGCUGUACCUGUACACGGACCAUCAUUCGAUCGACACCCAGAUGAAGAUGCGGGCCGGCGAUCGGGACAACGCGAUUACGCUGGCGGCCAAGGCGCGCUGGUGCCACCAGAUGGCGAUCGCGGUGCAGUACACGUACCGCGUGGCCAACACGUUUCACGGGGACGUCAAGCCGGCGAAUUUCCUCAUCAGUGAGGAAAGGGAGGUGGUUCUGGCCAACUGGAAGCAGCGAGGUCCGGUGGACCUCAUCACCGCGGCGCCCGAGAUCGUGGAACGGUGGCCGUUGGACGAGUUGCGCGAUCCGCGCGCCGACUACGACGAGGUCGUCCGCGGCGUGUAUGCGCAGCUGCCGACGACGCCCAUCGCCCACUCCUCCAUUGCGGAGGAUCAGAAUUUCUUCGCUACCUGGCACGGGAUCCAGCCCACGGCGCGAGCGCGCCGAGGUCUACAGCCUCGGCGCGAGCAUGUGGUUGCUGCUCCGCGAUAUACGGAACCCCGGCGCUUUGGGGGUGCGUGCCGUCGUGGAUGGUGUUUCGGUGGAGAGCUUGCCGGUGCCUGCGGCGUGGGGCGAGGCGGUGCUGGGGUGCUUGGCAAGGAGCCGUGGAAGCGCAGCGAGAUGGAUGACGUGGUGCGCUUUUGGGCCGUGCAGCGGAAUUUGUACGAGCAGACUGUACCCCGCUAUGAUGAUAUUGUUAUGCGGACUGGGUGA